Messenger RNA from Paracoccidioides lutzii Pb01, 507 nucleotides. RefSeq lists its product as hypothetical. The record is from RefSeq and is a predicted model, not a curated record. The transcript has 2 exons. Bases 1 to 507 code for a protein of 168 amino acids. Gene Ontology annotation, biological process: protein phosphorylation. Gene Ontology annotation, molecular function: ATP binding; protein kinase activity.
AUGGCCCCUGAGUUAUUAAAGAACACGCGGCGCUACACUAACAAAGUUGGCAUGUGGGCCGUUGGACUUAUUGGAGUCCAACUACUUACCGCUUGGGAGCCCAAUAGCUUCGGGACAUGGCACAGUGUCAUCCUCCAUCAUGUGGAAGAAGCACCAGAGGAGUUCUGUCCUUUGUUGAAGGGCCUACUUCACAAAGCACCUAGGAAAAGAUGGAGCGCUGACAAGUGCCUGAGGUGGCUGUGGAGGCACAUCCAAGCUGAAUACAGCCAGAAUCCUUCUGUCUCAACAACUCGCGCACGGGGAGUGCUUAUCUCGAAGGAUUAUUCUGAGGGAAGCACCAUUCGAGACAUGUUGACUCCUAGCGAGGCGGCUUCCAUUCCAAACACAUCUCUUCCUGAUGACGAGGAGUAUUUUGAUGACCAGCACAAGACUGAUGAGUCUAUGAAUGGCAGUGACGCUAAGGGGGAUGAUUGGAGGGAAGGAAGUCCUACCAGUGAGGAUGAGUGA